AUGGAACUCAAAGCAGAUUUAAGCUUAAUUGUGGUAUUUAGUGACUCAUAUCUAACAGAAUCGGAGCGCUUAUGCGGCUUUCCCGGUCUUUGUCCAAAUUUUAAUCACAUCAUAUUGUUCUGUAGAUAUAACCUUGCCAACGAGUGUGUCGAAAUGCUGAAUCUUCAAAAGCGGAUCAAUGGAAUCGAUGACAAUAAAAAGUAUAUGGAGACAAGGAUCGCAAUCCGAGAGAAGCUUUUAUCUCAAGAGAUCAAGGACUUGGAAGCGAAUCUGAAGAAUCAAAAUGUAUGCAAAUUGUCUUUCCCGUCAACGUCGCAGCUUCAUGAAAUGGUUCUGACUGUUUGCCCUCAAGAAGGUAUUUAUCGGGGAGGUGUCUUCAAAUUCUCAAUCUCCGUACCUCCAGAAUACAACAAUGUUCCGCCGACGGUGAAAUGUUUGACUCGAGUUUUUCAUCCAAAUAUCAACGAAGAUGGCAGUAUCUGUCUUUCAAUCCUUCGCGAAAACUCAUUGGACGCUUUUGGAUGGCGACCGACUAGGAACCUAACCGAGGUGAUUCACGGGUUGUCUUCAUUAUUCACCGAUCUGAUUGACUUCGACGAUGCACUCAACAUGCAAGCGGCACAGUUAUGGUCGACAAAUCGUGAACAGUUCACACAUCGUGCACGUGAAUACAUUGCCAAAUACUGUGACCGUCGCUAGACGAAAACCGAAACUCACUAUGCAUCAGUUUUCAUCUCGAGAAUUUUGCAAAUCGCCCAGUGCUGUAAAAACAUCAUCCCCAAGUUUUUGCCUGUAGAGUAUAACAAUCAAUAAAUUUGUCGUG
This is a messenger RNA of Cylicocyclus nassatus, 823 nucleotides long. The record is from the annotation of a GenBank genome assembly. Lineage: Eukaryota; Metazoa; Nematoda; Chromadorea; Rhabditida; Strongylidae.